CCUGCCUGGUGACGUGUCACGUGACUCUGUGGCAUGGCGCUGUUGUCUUAAUGUGCCGAGUAUCUAAAAUACUAUUAAUUUCCAAUGACCCAAGCCUCUAGAUGCAUGGUUAAACUGAAUAUAUAAAAUGCUGCCUCCUCCAGCCGUGUUUCACUUCCUCUGGGAGAUCAAUACAGACCUGGUGAAAGAUGGUGCUUCAGUGCGAACGAAUGGCAGACUUAUAAGUUACAAGCCAGAAGGGUCCAAAGCCGUUCUAAGUGGUCAGCAAUCUUCAGCACAGUGCCAUGUGUAUGUACAAACAACACUUGUUGAACCAUUCCAGCCCAUACUUGGAGCUCAGUAUUUUGUUCUUGGUGAAAUUGAAAAGACUGAUGGAUUAACUGGAGUUAUUCUACAUGCUCGUGCUUUGAGUAAUGUUGAUGGCGUAGACCUCACACUAAUGCAAAAGGCCAUUAGGGAACAGAGAUGUUUCUUUAAGAAGAGAAUUCCUGAGAUUAAUGAGCAAGCUCCCCACUGUGAGCCCUCAUACGUAAAAAACCUGUGAAAUGUGAUUAUUUCAGAAAUAUUUUUCAUUGUUGUGUUUUUGUACAAUUUGAGAGUAUAUGACUUUGUCAGCUUCUCAAAAGCAUAGGAUUGUAAUGUUUAUUUACAGAAAGUAGAUGUGAAUCAUUAAAUUAGAUUUUUUUUUACAUUUAGCUAAUGAUUAUCAUUAGCCAACUGUGAAAAUUAAUCUCCUUUUAAAUGUUUGAAAAUAAACAAGUAAAAUAUGCAGUUUGUAGCAGAGGUGAAUAGCUCUUCAGUUAUAUAUUGUGUUGUUGUAUGGUAUUUGUUCCAAACUUUAUGCACACUGCACACUGUUAAGUACAAGAGGUAUAAACACUAUACCUGUUCAGGUUUUUUUAUUUAAAAAUAUUCAUAAAAUUAUAUAUGCGCUAUUACAAAGAUAAAUUGCUGUAUGUGUUCUGCUUACUAAAAUGCCUUGCAUAUGCCUGCAAAUAAUUGAUACCAC
Messenger RNA from Sinocyclocheilus grahami, 1009 nucleotides. RefSeq names its product TEN1 subunit of CST complex (gene ten1). Gene Ontology annotation, cellular component: CST complex. Gene Ontology annotation, molecular function: single-stranded DNA binding; telomerase inhibitor activity; telomeric repeat DNA binding. The coding region runs from base 128 to 544 and encodes 138 amino acids. Gene Ontology annotation, biological process: negative regulation of telomere maintenance via telomerase. Lineage: Eukaryota; Metazoa; Chordata; Actinopteri; Cypriniformes; Cyprinidae. The transcript has 3 exons. The record is from RefSeq and is a predicted model, not a curated record.